AUGGCUCCUCAGAAACUCAAGAUUGCUGCUGCUGGCCUCGGCCGCAUGGGCAAGCGACAUGCCAUCAACUUUCUCAACCGCACUCCCCGCGCUGAGCUCGUGGCUGCCUUUACUCCCGAUCCUGAGGAGAUGGCUUGGGCCAAGGUCCACCUCGAGCCCCAUGGAGUCACCUUGUAUGAUGACUACCAGAAGAUGAUUGAGCAGCCUGGUCUGCAGGCUGUUGUCAUUGGUACUGCCACGUCUGUGCACGCAGAGGAGGCUAUCCAGGCCAUGCAGAGGGACCUUCACGUCCUGUGUGAGAAGCCUCUCUCGACCAGCAUUGAGAUUUGCCGCGAUGUCGUCAACGAGGCCAAGAAGCGCCCUCACCUCAAGGUCAUGUGUGGCUUUUCUCGACGAUUCGAUCAGUCCUAUCGCGACGCCCACGAGAAGAUGGAGCAAGGUGCCAUCGGCCGACCUACAAUCAUCCGAAGCCAGACUUGUGAUAAGCACGAUCCUUCGGGCUUCUUUGUCGCCUACGCUGCCUGGUCUGGUGGUGUCUUUGUCGACAUGUCUGUUCACGAUAUCGACCUGACGCUCUGGUUCUUUGGCGACGAUGUCAUUCCCAAGAGUGUCUCUGCCCACGGUGUCCGUGCUGUUCAGCCCGACCUCGGAAAGUACAACGAUUACGAUAACGCCGUCGGCAUCGUCGAGUUCUGGGGUGGCAAGAUCGCUUAUUACUACUGCUCCCGAAUGAUGGCCCACGGACAAGAAGAUACAACCGAAAUCAUCGGCACCGAGGGAAAGCUGACGGUCAACGGAAACCCCCAGUCCAACCUGGUCAACUACUACCACUCGGGCGGCAUCACCCGCGAGGUGCCAGCCCACUACUACGGCCGCUUCGAGAUGGCCUUUGUCCAAGAGUCCAACGAGUUUGCCGAGGCCUGUCUCGACAACAAGACCCUUCCCCUGAAGCUCACCAACGCUGUGCGGGCUGUUGAGAUUGGUGCUGCUCUGCAGGAGGCUCUGGUCAGCGGAAAGCAGAUUCGGUUUGAUGAGGUUGGCCGUCGCAUUGAGGAAACCAAGCUGUAA
Fusarium keratoplasticum is the source of this 1068-nucleotide messenger RNA. RefSeq lists its product as uncharacterized. Gene Ontology annotation, cellular component: cytoplasm. The transcript is spliced from 2 exons. Gene Ontology annotation, biological process: NADPH regeneration. Lineage: Eukaryota; Fungi; Ascomycota; Sordariomycetes; Hypocreales; Nectriaceae. The coding region runs from base 1 to 1068 and encodes 355 amino acids. Gene Ontology annotation, molecular function: nucleotide binding; oxidoreductase activity. The record is from RefSeq and is a predicted model, not a curated record.